CUCCUCCGCAUCACCAGGAACAAGAGGAAGAGGCAGGACGAGAGGCACCUGUGUGAGAAGCACGACCAGGUCCUGAGCCUCUUCUGUGAGGACGACCUACAGGUGUUGUGUCCCAUGUGCGUGCAGCCCCCUGACCACCAGGGCCACCAGGUGAGGCCCACGGAGGAGGCCGCCUCUCACCACAGGCAGAGGCUGAGCGGUUACACUGAGCCGCUGAAGAAGCAGAUGGCCGACGUGCAGAAACUAGUAGCCACCCAAGAGAGAAGACUCUUGGAGCUGAGAGACCAGGUGCAGUGCCAGAAACAGAAAUUAUCGUCCGAGUUUGAGCACCUGAACCGGUCUGUGGACCGAGAGCAAAAGGCAGUUCUGUCAAGGAUAGCUGAGGAAGAGAAGCACAUUCAGCAGAAACUCUGUGGAAACAUCACCGCAUUUUCAGACCACGUUUCCGCCCUCCAGGGUCUCCUGAAGGAGGUGGCCGAGAGGAGCGUGAUGUCAGAGGUGAAGCUGCUGACAGACAUCCGGAGUAUCCAUGACAGGUGGGAGCACCGGGAGCCCCCCGCUCUCUACUCUUUCCAGUUGAGGAGAGAAGGCUGCAGCCUCCCUCCGCAGUACUUGGCCUUGCAGAAGAUCAUACAGAGGUUCCGACGAGAAGUUACUCUGGACCCUGAAACAGCACAUCCUCAUCUGCUUGUCUCUGAGGAUAAAAAGUCUGUGACAUUUGUGAGGAAAAAGCCAGGCAUCCCUCAGAAUCCAGAGAGUUUUAUGAUGGAUCCUGUUGUCCUGGGUUCUGAGGAGUUCGAUGGUGGCCGACAUUACUGGGAGGUGCAGCUGGGUGACAAGAGUGAGUGGGCCGUGGGGGUCUGUGAACACCCCCAUUCCUGGAAGGGAAAGUGGCCCCUGUCAGGAGAGAACAGACGCUGGACAAUUCAGCUGCAGAAUGGUGGCUAUGUGGCACAAGGGGCUGUUUCUGCCACUCUUGUGCUGAAGGAAAAGCCCAGAGGGGUGGGUGUUUAUCUCGACUAUGAGUUGGGGGAGAUUUCCUUUUACUGUUUGAAUAGCAGGUCUCACAUGCACUCGUUCAGGGAUGCAUUUUCUGAAGUACUAAAGCCUUACUUCUGUGUUGGGCAGGAUCCGAAGCCUCUUACGAUCUGUGGGGUAAGGGAUCUUGAAGGAUGAAUUGAGAAUUGGCUUCAUUCUCUUUCUAUACCCUAUGGACAGUAGUUAGAAUAUUGGACAAGUAUUAGUAAAUCUGGUACCAAGAAAUUUUUUAAGUACUUUUAUGAGUUAAACACAUUUUUUUCAUUUUGUUUCCUCUUUUUUGUUCUCAUAUUGUUUCAAUAGUAACAGAGAUGUUGUGGGAACUAACAAGAGAUGUGGAGAUUAACUUUUUUGGAAUUUUAAGAUUAGAAUGUAUACAUUGUAAUUUUACAGCUCCAAUAGAUUUUUUUGGAUAUGUACAUUUAUAUAUAUUACAAAUUUUAUAUACAUUUACUAUGUGGUUCUAUACAUAAGUACCUUUUAUAUUCCAGGCAAGAGAAGGUAAAAUUAUAGGGAGAUGAUUCUCAG
Suricata suricatta (meerkat) is the source of this 1566-nucleotide messenger RNA. Its product is annotated as putative tripartite motif-containing protein 75. The record is from RefSeq and is a predicted model, not a curated record. The transcript has a single exon. NCBI's taxonomy places the organism in Eukaryota, Metazoa, Chordata, Mammalia, Carnivora, Herpestidae. Gene Ontology annotation, molecular function: zinc ion binding; protein binding. The annotation marks the transcript as partial.